Messenger RNA from Equus caballus (horse), 8932 nucleotides. The record is from RefSeq and is a predicted model, not a curated record. Lineage: Eukaryota; Metazoa; Chordata; Mammalia; Perissodactyla; Equidae.
ACGGUGCUGGUGCAGUGGCUUUCCUCUCGUGGCAGUGGGGACGGGGCCCCUCCUGGGCUCUGAGUGUGAAGGAGGGCGUGGGUGAGACCCAGCCGUGGGGACCCCCCUGCUUUCUUUCCCUGUAAGCCGGCCAGCGGGAAAGGGGCUGCGGAAGGAAGAGCACUGUCUCCUGCCAGGAUCUCGUUUUCUCUCCCAAACAGGAAGUUGGCCCCUGAAGAGGCUGAAAGUGCUGCCCUUUGACCCCGGGAGCCAGGAGCCAGGCUCUGCUGACAGCAGCCAGGAGAGCUGCUCACCAGGCCCGGCCCCGACCUGCCAUUCCCAGACACAGAGCAGACCCCGUCCUCGAGGCAGGCGCCUCCAGACUCCCUGGCACCUCUGGCGAGAUAGCGUGGAGCAGGGGCCCGGGCCAGCCCCUGUCUGUGGGCGGGCAGGGCGCUCCGAGAGAGUCAGUGAGAGGGCCGGCCCCCUGCUCCGUCUACCAGGGAAAUUCGAGGUCUCAGGAGCGGGGCAGAGCCACAGACACAGGGCUGGAAGGUCCUCGGGGCCUGGAAUUUGCGCUCCCUCCCUGCUCACAGCCCUUCCAUGGCUCCCCUCUACCUGCAGCAAAAGUCACCGGUGGUGGGUGGUGCCGGCGGCAGCAUCACCCCACAGAAGUGUCAGCUUUGGCUCGCAUGAUGCUUCAAAGAUUAUGUUAACACAUAGUUAAUGUUAGCAAUGGGAAGUUUUCUCAUGAAGAUGUGGGUUUCCUUCUCUUGAGAAAUCAGUACCUGGAUCCACGCUGGACUGGGAGGCCAGUGCUCCCUGGCAGGGGUCUCAGCCACCCCAGUGGGCCCCACUCUCUGCAGCUUUACCCUGCACCCAGCUCGUUUCUCUGACCACAUGGCCCCUGAGGCAUGUGAGUGUGUGUCCUCUGGCCCAGUCCAGUCUUCCGAACAGGUGGGGAACCUGAGUGACUGAGACGGGAGGCGCUGGCCCGCAGUCUCUCUCCAUCAUUGGCCAAGUACACAUGUCACUUGCAGGCUCCUCGUCACCGCAGGGUGACUGCCAAGAACUGCUAACGUGUAUUGAGCCCCACUGUGUGCUUGGCAACCCUGGGAGGCGGCACUGCCAUCCUCAUCUCCCUUUAUGCCGCAGAUGCAGAGCUCAGAGGGAGCAAGGAGCUAACCUGAAGCCACACAGCUGGUUAGGGGCAAUGCCGCAUUCCAGGUCAGCCAGUGUGAGGCCAGAGGCCACCCUCCUGAUUAAGACGUCCCUCUGGCCCCUGCCCUCCUCUGCAGACCCCCACCCCCACCCCCACCCCCCAGACCCUGCAGCUCCAGCCGUGGUGAACUCCUUUUUCUGCCACCCAGACCUGCACCUCCCCCAGCCCCCAGCCCUCCAAACCUCAGCCUGUGGGGUUCUUAGAGUGUAAGGGGGUUGUGUGCUUUGCUUCUCCCGCCCCACCAGGUGCUCCUGGAGGGCAGAGUGCCCUGGGCCUAGCCUAGCGGGCAUCUUUAAAGAAAAGAAGGCUGGCUGGAUGGAAGGAGGGAUGGGAUAGUAGACGGCUGAAGCCAGAACCGCCCCUCCCCCAGUCCCGCCCCACCUCAAUACCUGCAGGACUGGUCCUAGACGGUCUUUGUGCUGGUCAGCUCAGCAGUCGCCCAAUGCAGCUGGCCAGGGCCUCCUUACAGGCCUGGGGUGCCCAGACAGGCUGGAGAACAGGCUGGGCCGCAGCUGCCCCACCCAGCCCCUCCCCUGCAGCAUGAGACUGGGGGCCCUGGAGCCUGUUGGUGUCCUCGCUUUCCAGCCGAGGUCAUUUCUGCCCAGCCUAACUCUUGCCAGGCAGCCCCUGGGCUUCUCUGUCUUGAAAUCGAUGCCCAGGAGUGAGCCCCCUGUCCCCCAGCCCUCCAGACAAGCUUGGCUUCUAGACCCAGCUGCUUCCUGAUUGGACUUCUGGGAAGUUCCUGCCCCUCUCUGGGCUUUUGUUUCCCCAUCCAGAAAAUGAGGACAGUAGCAAAUGGGUUGUCUAAACCCACAUCCAAUAGUAUGACUUUACUCUUAGUACUAAUUUUCUGGCUUUCCCUUUGCUCUGCAUCGCAGCCAAGACCCUAGUGCCCUGUCUGCCUGGGGACCCACCAGCUGCCCUGGGCACCCGUCUAGGGCAGUGGGCGGGGGGUUGGAUGCAGAGGCAGCACCCAGGGACCAGCUGCGGCUCUCACCCCCACCCCCAUCCAGCUCCUCUGCCUGCUAAUUGUGGGGUUGCAGGAUGCCAGCUGCCUCCCAGGCCCCGGGUGGGCUCCUCCCAAUGGAGCAGGAGCUCCCUCCACAGCAUCCCACUCCUCCUGCAGCCCCACAGAUACAGCUGUGCUGGGGGUGGUCCCCACGGUGCUGGGACCCCCACCCCUCCGGGAGGCAGCCUGAAAAGGUGUCAGCAUGAAGACUUCCUCCAUGGCUUUCCAAUCUCCCAGGCUUCCCCCCAUCAGAGAGGAGCACGGGCUCUCCACCACUCAGGAACAGCCAUGGCUCCCCAUUGCUGGACAAGUCAAGUCUCACCCCACAUCGUGGCCCGUGGGUGCUCCAGACUCACCCUUAAGCACGUUCCUCAAGUGGCCUUGCUCUCAGGUCCCUGUUGCUCCAGGAUAAAGUCCAGACGGGCCGCUUGCUACGGCCUCUGCCUCCCCCACGGGCUUCCCCAGCAUCCUCUCUCUACUUGCCCUCAGCCAGAGCACCAGUGGCCUGGGCAACAGCUCCACAGUGACCGGGGCAUGCCUCAUCUCUCACAUCUGGACUUGAGCUCAGAGGGCAGGGGUCCUGCCUGUGGGAAUCUGGAUCUCCCGGGAAAGGACAGAGAGCAUCAUUCAGAGCUCAUGCUCACCCCUACCCCCACACCUGCCCCAUGGUGUCAUUUAACUUUCAUCUUCACAACAACCCGGGACGUGGACAACGGCAAGAUGAGGACACCCAGGCCCAGAGAGGGAAGGGACCUUCCAGGAGAUGAUGGGGGACCGGGAUUCAAUCUAGGCAACUUCAAAGGCCAGGUGUUCUCAGCCACGGCCCUCGGCCCAGGUCUGAGCCUGGUUUCAGGGCAGGGAACUGGUUAGUGUCUGUGGACAGGAGGGAGGUGGGAGGGAAGAGAGAGCCAGUGAUGGGGCAAAUGACCGUCCUCAAGCCCGCUUCUCACCCAGCGCCCCACUCUGUGCUCUAACUUAUGCAGGUCGGAGUCAGGAACCUCAUUGCCUAGAGCAGCCAAACGAUGUGGAUUCACCUACACGCCUAACUAAGCUCCAGCUCCCUGAGCCUCAGUUUCCACAUAUGAAACGGGUGCUGUGGGGAUCAGAAAGGACAUUUGUCAAGCCCUCAGCGUGGGGUUCAGCACCCAGCACUACUGUUGUUUUUCCACCUUUGUCCAAGGACACCCGUCACAUCUGCGCGGGAGACCAGUUGCCCAGGCAGGAAAAGCGCACUUGUCCACGCUGGGGUGGGAACCUUCAUCCAGGAUCCGCCUCUGCCUGCGUGGACCAUCCCACCCAGCCACACUCCGCCCUCCCUGCCCCCACCCCAUCUCAGAAACCUCCACCUGCUCACUCACCCAGUUGCCCAAGUAUCUUCAUUCCAGGAUGGAAUGGCAUUUGGGGGGAGCGCUGGGAGAGCAGAGGCACCUUCGUCUGUUCCUGGACCACCACCUGCUCCCCAACUGCCCCACCCCAUUGGCUGAUAAAUUGGAGUUAGAUGCGUAACAGAGUCCUUUGGGAAUUUGGCUGGUGGGCAUCCCUGAUCAGAUACAGUUUAUCUGAUGGCCCGAUCCCCGAGGGGUAAACUGAGGAAGCUGCCAAGCUGAGAGGAAUAGAGUCACAGAGAAAACAGGUGCCACGCCAGGCAGCCUGCCUCUCUCCUUUCUUUCGAUGCUCGUGACAGCCCAGUGAGGUGAACCCAGUUGUUAUCCCGCUUUACAGGUGAGGAAACCAAAGUGAAGCCCCUCCGCAGCUUCUUGAGGGCUCACAGCAACUAACCGGCACGAUCUGAAAGGGGCCACCGCUCCCCCGGGUGGAUGCUGGUCACCAGGGCACCAGCGGCUCCUCGUGGACUUUGAAUGUAACUCACGCCCCUUCCCGGCCUCCGGGGCCCCUGGAGAUCCGCUGGCGUCUUUUCACAGCUUCGUCCCCACCGUCUCCCCUCGCUCACUGUCUUCCAGCCCGCUGGCCUCCUUCCUGCUCCAACACCCCAAGCCCGUUCCUGCCUCGGGACCUCCAGGCCCGCUGUUGCUUCUGCCCAAAAAGUCUUUCCCUCCUUCCCCUCCUUCCCUGGCUCCUCUAGCCACACAGAUGUCCCCUCUCCUGUGUCCAUUAAUAUUGGUCCCAGUCCCUUGAUAUUGAUUUUUCCGAAUGGCUUCUUUUUUUAAAAUUACCUAUUUAUUCGCCCGGCUGGUGCUGACUUGCCGCUCCCUCGCUAGCCCGUGAGCUCCCUGAGGGCUAGCAUUUGGUCCUAAGUUGUCACCUCGGUCCUGCUAGCACCUGUGCCUGCCACACAGCAGGAGCUCACUAAGCGUUUGAAGAAUGAAUAAAGGAGUGACUGGACAAGCGAACGAAUGAACGACCUUCCGUGCUCUGUCUCAGUCCCAGGGGCUCAGGGACCAUUAAUUUUUUUAUGGACGAUCAAACCCGGAUAGAGUGGAAGGACCACCGCACACGGCUGAUUCCAAAACAGUAACCAAGGCGCCAGGGACGAACGCCUGGGGGUCAACCAGGAGAGGAGACAUGGCCGUGGAGCUGGUCUGGGCUCUGGAUGCUGGGAGGAGGGGAAGCCCCUGCGUGUCCAGGACACACACGCCCCUGCCCCCCACUCACUGGACAGCCUUCGCAGAAGGAGGAGCAGCAGGAGGUGACAGCUCCCCAAGGGAGCCCGCUGCAGAAGUCAGGACCCCUGGGGUCCUCCCUUGCCCCUGGUGGCCAGUUCCCCUCCACUCCAGGCCUCUUCUCUCCCAUCUGUCCCUUGCAGGGUGGGCCUAGAGGUGGACAAAGAAGAGCAGGUGCGUGGGAGUGAGGACCUCUAGGUUCUGCCCCUUCACCUCUCUGGGCCUCUGUUUCCUCGUCCGUCCAGUGGAGGUGACACUGGCUCCGGUCUCUGUGGGGAGCUUUACGGCUGCACAGAGCCUGGUGCACAAUUGUCAAUCUCAGCAUUCUCCUGGCUCUGCAGGCAGCCUCACAUCUACACGCCUCUCCCCGCUGGGUGACCUUGGCCACCUCCUUUCUCCUCCCUCUGGGAUGGCUCUCCAUUCAUGAAUGGGCAUCUGUGCUCUCCUGCAAGGCCUGUAGCCGCGGAGGCGUCCUGUGCACACCUGGCAGACAGGUCUCUGGUCAUCUGCUCCUCCUCCACUGCAUGCUUCCAUUCCAUCAGCCUGACAGGCAGCCGCGGCAACGAGCCCCUGAGGGUCCUCGGCUGCAGCCGCGAUGGGCCAGGGCUGGACUGCUGGGCCCUGGCCCUUUCGUAAUUGCCUCGCCCGUGACGGGACUCUCGCACUUCCUCUCUGCCCCUCCAUGCUCCCGACACCUCUUUUCUGGAAGGGAGGACUAGCCAAGCAGGGCUGGCUUCACGGACGUGUGGCCUGUGCAGUGACUCAGGGCCCUGUACUUCAAAGGACCCGUGCUUCGAUUAAUGGUCUGUUGUCACCAUCUUGAAAUUAUUAAUAAUUUUAAAGGGAGUCCCACAUUUCCAUUUUGCACCAGGCCCUGCAAAUUAUGUAGCUGGUUUUGCAGCCAAGAGACAGCUCUGCUUCAGGAAAUGGCCAGUGGGUGGGUCCCCAGGGCAGAGCGCCCUGCCUUUAGCCGUCACCAUCCCCCCAAAGGACUGGCCUUAUCCCCACAUCUUCCCCCGCUACCUUGCCCAGGUACCCCAGCUCGGAAGCCCUUGGCUCCCAUCUCCUCCCCACGGGGCCUCCAGGGGACAGGCAAAUUAGUGACGAGUGACUUCUCCAGGCAUUGACUUCUCUACGUCUCAGAUCCUGGGGACGGGCUCAGAGGAAGGCCCGGGGGUCCUCAAAUCCCUGUGUUUCCCCCAGACGGGUACCACUCGCAUCAAGUGGAAGCACGGAGGCCGCAGAGCAGAUGAGGUUCAAAUUCAUUUAAACGAUCUGUGGAAUUCGUAACAGCCCUCAGUCAACGUGCUUUCUUUUCAGGCAGCGGAUAUUAAAGGUACAACUGCUUUGACCUCAAGGGCGGGGAUGGAGAGCUUUCCUCCAUCUGCGGCAUCCGGCACCCUCGAGGGUAGAAAUCCCCGCAGGGCACCCGGGAAAAUGCUGCAAGACAAGGACAGUUAACUCUGAGAACUGUGUUCUGAGGAAGUCUGUAAGCGCGCCCGCGCAAUAUCUAAGUGUGGGGGCAAAGAGCCACAUGAGUGCUUCGUGGUGGCAUUGUUUACAAAAGCAAAAAUAGAGACGGCUCAAUGGCCUGCGGCUGGGGCUGGUUAAAUAAAUGACAGUGCAUUUCUCCAGGGGGUUCCGGACCAUCAGGAAAACCAGCCUCGUUCAAGAAGGGGGUGAGUGAAACAUCAGACUGAAUAUGGCUACAGCGUGGGCUUGGUUUCCUCUCUGUGUGUGUGGAAGAAGCGACGGCAUGAUGUCAGGCUCGGCUCGUUGUUUCUCUUCUUUCUUCUCCCCAACUCUCCAGGCUCCCGGUGGCCAGUCAUCGAGGAGUCAGGGACGCUUGACUUUCUGAGCGUCUCUCAGACCUGUCCCCUGCCACCACCCCUCUCACUAUCCAAGCUACACUACCUCUGUCCUGUUAGACUUGCCUUCACUUCCUGUCUUGCUCCCCACAAUUCCAGUGAGGCCCUCCGUCUAUUCUCUAAGGGCUGCCAGAAGGCUUCUUUCAAAAUGCAUGUUGGAUCCUAUCCUCUUCCCUGUUUAAAACGCUUGACUGUCUCCCCAUUACUCUUAAGAUGCCGAUCAAACUCUUGAACUGGACUUCAAGACUCUUCACAGCCAGCCUCACUGAGCACCACACUUCCCCUCUUCCCUCUGCAUUCCAGGCACUCUGGCCUUCUCCCACACAUGAUAUACAGAACAGGAUCUCUUCUGCCACAGGGCCCUUGCACAUGCAGUCCCCCAACUCAGAAUACUCUCCAUCCCCUCUUUACCUAGUUAACUCACACUUUUGCUUUCACCCUAAGAGUCACUUCCUCAGUAAGCCUUCCCAGAUGGGUCAAGUCUCCCCAAAUCUCUUCUAGCACCACGUAGCCCUUUUCUCUCCCUCACAGCCAUUCUCGCAGUUACACCUGCAACUGUGGAGUUCUUAGAUCAGUGCCUGUCGCUUUCACUAGAGCAUGAAUGCCUCAAGGGCACAAGCUGUUCUUAUUGACCACUGUGUCCCGGUGCCCAGUGCCUGGCACAGGGUGGGUGCUCAGAUGUUUGUUGAAUGAAUCAGUGAAUCAGUGAGGGAGGGAAGGCUGGCCCAAGCACCUGGCCUGCCUUCCCUGCUGGCUGGCACACUUGUCCAGGGAACAGCUUGUCAGACCUGCUGUUAGCAUAUCCCAUGUGUGCUCAGGAAGGCAGCCCAUGGCCUGGAGAGAGCCGUGCACUAGGAGGUGGGGUUGAAAUUUCACCUCCUUCCUGAGAGCUGCUCUCUGCAGCCCUCGGAAAUCGCCCCUGGCCCGGCCUCCUUCGGAGGAAGCAGAGGGAGCAGGGGCCCCAUCUCCUUCCUCUCCACCUGCCUCCUGGUCAGUCCUCUUUGAUGGGAAGGCUCUCAGGGAGGCUGGUUUGUGUCACUGUCGCGCUGGGGGAGGAAGACAGUUCAGUGCCAUGUCUUAACUGGCGGACUGACCUGGAUCUCAGUGCUCCCGUGCACGCGGGGGCCUGGGACUCUGGGAAACGCCAGCUUCACAUUUGAAAAGAGCUCAGCAAUUCCAUGGCUGCGGUGGAGCUGCCCGGGUUCUGCGGAUUCUCACGGCCCGGAUUUCAUCUCCUAUGGCUCUGGCUCUGGCUCUGGCUCUGUCCAGCCUGCCCUUUUCCCCAGAGCAGACCGGGCGAGAUGGGAGCAGCGAGGACUUGCAGGAGGGCCCCCGAGGGACUGACAUGGACUAGGAUCCCCGUUCUUCUAGAUUAUGUCGAGGCCCCAGGGAACGGAGACUCCAUGGUCCCCAGUUCAAGUCCUGGGGUGGCUGUGUCAUCUUGGGCAGAUUCUUCUACUUGCUGGCCUCAGUUUCUCUACCUGUGAAAUGGGGAUGGUGAUGUCUACUCUGGAUUGCUACUGUGAGGGUCAAUAGACCAGCACGGUGUUUCCCCAAGUGUGGACUCACGGCACGUGGUAGACCCAGGGAUGUGGGUGGCACUCCGCAAGCCAGCCCUGACCAUCCCAGGGUCGCACUCUGAGGAAGCCACUCCGUUUUCACUUUCCUUCGCAUCCUCGACAGUUGUCCGGGAGAAAGUCUCGGACAGGUGGAGCGAGGGUUACCACCUCCACCACUUGCUGAGCUCCUUUUGAACACAAGCCGUACAGGUUCUUAGGCGGACAGUGUUAGCCAGCACGCGAUCAUGCAUUUGUUUUAUUUUCAAGGUAUUUUUUAUAUAGCUUGCUCUUGAAGCAAAUAGAAAAAUGUGGUUGAUUUAAAGAAAAAUAUUGAGCAAAUAAUAGUGCAGGAUGUGCUUGAAUUCCACAAAAAUCACAGAGUGGCUGGAGUGGCUGGGGCUUGGGAAAUACUGUGAGAGUGUGGGUGGAAAUACUUUGAAAACUGUCAAGUGAUGUACAAACAUGGAUGGGAGGGGGCAGGGACCAGAAAGAUCAACGCCAGAGAAGGCUUUGCAUUUCCUGGGAGAAAGGCCCAGCCUGAGGGGCUGGGGCCAGAGAGUAUUGUUAAUGACUUAAAAGCGGUAACAUGGGUCGGGGGGCCGUGGCCGUGGCUGAGUGGUUAAGUUCAUGUGCUCCGCUCCGGCAGCCCAGGGUUUUGCCGGUUUGGAUCCUGG